AUGGAUUCCCCUCCCGGCUCCUUCCCCGCCCCGAUCAAAGUUCGGGGCUCGCUCGGGACGUGGCGCCCUCGCCGGGAUGGAGCGAACUUUGGGGUUCCGCCGCUGGAGGUGCUGAGCGUCGUGCAGUGGAUGCUGACCUUCCUCUUCCUCGGGCCGGGCUCGGUGCUGGCGCUGCUGCUGCUGCUGAGGACGCGGCUCUGGAUCGUCCCCGUCACCUACGCGGGGUGGUGGCUCUGGGACUGGCACGGGCCCGAGAGAGGGCCCCGGCACUGGGACUGGCUGCGGAAUUGGCGCAUCUGGGACCAUUUCUGUGACUACUUCCCCAUCACGGUGAUCCGGGAGUGUCCCCUCCCCCCCGGGCGCAGUUACAUCCUCCCCGCUCACCCCCACGGCAUUUCCUGCAUCGGCGUCUUCGGGGCCUUCGUCACCGGCGGCUGCGGGGCUUGGGGUGACCCCAACCCCUCGGGGGGUCCCUGCCCGGGGCUGCGCCCCAACCUCGCUGCCCUGGAGGGGCUGUUCCGGCUGCCCCUGUACCGGGAGUACGCCAUGGCCGCCG
This is a messenger RNA of Melozone crissalis (California towhee), 556 nucleotides long. RefSeq names its product diacylglycerol O-acyltransferase 2-like. NCBI's taxonomy places the organism in Eukaryota, Metazoa, Chordata, Aves, Passeriformes, Passerellidae. Gene Ontology annotation, molecular function: diacylglycerol O-acyltransferase activity. Gene Ontology annotation, cellular component: endoplasmic reticulum membrane. The record is from RefSeq and is a predicted model, not a curated record. Gene Ontology annotation, biological process: triglyceride biosynthetic process.